Messenger RNA from Haemonchus placei, 420 nucleotides. The record is from the annotation of a GenBank genome assembly. NCBI's taxonomy places the organism in Eukaryota, Metazoa, Nematoda, Chromadorea, Rhabditida, Trichostrongylidae.
GCCCUUGCAUCUGAUAUUGAAGAUUCGAGGCCAGCCAAGCCGAAGAAAUACCUCCGAGCAGGCGGAGGACAGGUUUGGGAAGAUCCCUCUCUAGCCGAAUGGGACAAAAAUGACUUCCGCAUAUUCUGUGGCGAUCUCGGGAAUGAGGUGUCCGAUGAGUUGCUUGCAAAAGCCUUCCGUAAAUACCCCAGUUUUCAAAAGGCAAAGGUUGUGAGGGACUCGAGGUCAAACAAGAGCAAAGGCUAUGGUUUUGUGGCGUUUUCAGAAUCAGAUGACUAUGUGCGGGCGAUGAGAGAGAUGGAUGGUAAGUAUGUUGGAAAUCGUCCUAUAAAGCUGAGGAAGUCCAAUUGGAAGGACCGAAACUAUGAUGUCGUGAAAAAGAAGCAAAAGCAAAAAGCUAAGCUAGGGCUGUGGGGUUGA